UUUUUUUUUCAGGAGUUUAAUUCGGUUGCAUGUUCUUCUGUAAUAAAGUUUAAUAUUUUCUCUUUGCCCAGUCCUUUUAGAUAUAUAUUUGUUGGUUUAUGAUUUGUGAAUGCUCUCUGUAUUUUUUUUUUUAUAUAGCCUUCCUCCUUGAAUUUCUAUUGGCUGUUGUCAAUCAUAACAUAGUUUGAUUUUUGGAUUCAUCCUAUGGGGACUUCAUGCUGGUUGUGGGGUUUUCAAUCUGAUAUGCUGUGUCAAAUUGUUAACUAUAAUUUUACUGAAGAAUCUGUCUUAGGAAGGUGUGUGGGAGAUCAUUGAGGCCUUUAAUGUUUAGUUAUAAUAGAAAUAAUCUAUGGUCCGAGGGAGAAGAAAUUAGGAUGUGAUUUUGAUGGGUGAUAAAGGGUUAGUUAUAAUAGUUAUUAAUUAGCCAAUCCUGGUACAAAUAAUCCGAAAAGGUUUCAUUUUGUAUUGUACUUUGAAUGUUCCAGUGGUCAUUUAGGACAUUGGAGUUCAGUUUUAUGUGUCCAGUGAUUAGUGGUGACCAAGUUAGCCUACACUUUUUAAGUUCAAAUUUGUACCCUUUUAACCAAUCCAAGAGAUUUUUUUAUAUAAUAAAGAAUCUUGUGAUUAAUGGUCAUGAGUUGAACUGCAGUUCGGAUUUAGAAGUUGAUGAUAUUAGAUGCCCCAAUAUAGCAGAGAAAGAUGUCAGUGAUGAAGAGAUUGAAGCAGAAGAAUUGGAGCGGCGGAUGUGGAAGGAUCGAAUCAAACUCAAAAGGCUAAAGGAAAGACAGAAGCUGGCGAUUCAGCAAGCUGCAGAGAAGCAAAAGCCAAGGCAGUCCAGUGAUCAAGCUCGUAGGAAGAAAAUGUCAAGAGCACAGGAUGGGAUUCUGAAGUAUAUGCUGAAGCUUAUGGAAGUCUGCAAAGCUCGUGGAUUUGUAUACGGGAUCAUUCCUGAGAAGGGAAAGCCGGUUAGUGGUUCCUCUGAUAACAUUAGAGCAUGGUGGAAGGAGAAGGUAAAGUUUGAUAAGAAUGGCCCUGCAGCUAUAGCCAAGUAUGAAGCUGAGUGUCUUGCUAUGAGUGAGGCCGAUAAAAGCCGAAACGGUAACUCGCAGAGCAUUCUCCAAGACCUGCAAGAUGCAACACUUGGAUCACUUUUGUCUUCUUUGAUGCAACAUUGUGAUCCUCCUCAGAGGAAGUAUCCAUUGGAAAAGGGUGUACCUCCACCAUGGUGGCCAACUGGUAAUGAAGAUUGGUGGUCACAGUUGAAUUUACCUCAUGGGCAGAGUCCUCCUUAUAAGAAGCCACAUGAUUUGAAGAAGAUGUGGAAAGUGGGAGUGCUCACUGCUGUUAUAAAGCACAUGUCACCUAAUAUUGCAAAGAUAAGGAGGCAUGUUCGGCAGUCAAAAUGCUUGCAGGACAAGAUGACAGCAAAGGAAAGUGCAAUUUGGUUGGGGGUAUUAAGUCGAGAAGAAGCUCUCAUUAGGCAGCCUAGUAGUGACAAUGGUACAUCUGGAGUAACUGGAAUGCUACCUGGUGUUCCUGCUGAGAAUAAGCAAGCUGCUACUAGUAGUGCAAGCAACUAUGAUGUCGAUGGUACUGAUGAUGGCAUUGGUUCUGUUUCGUCUAAAGAGGAUAGGAGAAUUCAGAUUGUGGAAACUGAACCACCAGUUAACCCGCGCAGGGUUAGGAAGCAUGUCCAAGAUAGAGAUCAAUCUAAGCAGCGACCGAGAAAACUCCGAGUGACAUCAAGGACUGUUGACAAACCACCAGCACAAUCUGACAAUGAAGUUUUACAUGCUGAGCCAAGAAGUAAAGGGCUCAAUAUUAACCAGACAGGAGCAGAAGUAGUACGAAUCCAGAUUCAUGGAAAUGAACAGUCCAAUGAGACAGAUUCUGCUGCAAGGCCACUGGAAAAGGAGCUUGAGGUGCCUGCACAACUACCUGCACCCGAGUUUGAUCAUUACUCUUAUCUACAUACAAACAACUUAAUUUCCACAGAAAGUAUUUAUACGAGUGGAAGGCCAAUACACUAUCCUGAGUUGCAAAACCCUGACAUGCAGCAUGAACCCACUUAUAAUCUUUAUAAUCCCGCAGCAGGGUAUGAUCCUGGUCAUAGGCAGCAGCUACAUCCUGGGAACAACAGUGAAGGAAGGCCAGAGAUUGAUGCAGUUCAUGUACAGGCUGUGCAUAUGAAAGGGGAUGAAAUUACUGGAGGAGAUCUGCAAUAUUUUGGUAAAGAUGCAUUUCAGAAUGAGCUUGAUAGACCUAUUGAUCACUCUUUCUUUGGAUCACCGCUUAGUAGCAUGUCAUUAGAUUUUGGAGGACUUAACAGUCCAUUGCAUUUAGAUGAUUUCUUGGGUGAUGAUGAAAUGAUACAGUACUUUGGAGCAUAAUUUAUUGAAACUGCUAGCUCAGCAGAGACAGAAUAACAAAAAUUCCAGUGCCUGUUGCUUAUCUGGGUAAAGGUUCCCAGAUUGGUAUUUGUGUCUAUGGAGUUUGAGGUUAAAUUUUUUUAACUAACAGGUCAUAAGCAGGGUAUUAGAAGAACCGAAGCAUGAACUCCUGUAUCAAUUACUACAUUUCCAUAACAAUAAAUAUGUUUUAGGGUUCAAUGUAAACUUAUCAAUUGUUGUGUUCACUGAACUGCACAUAUGAAUGAAUGUUUAGUAUUUUUAGAUUUUUAGAAUAGGGUUGCCUCCAAAUUUAAUAAAUUAUCCUUGUUUC
Messenger RNA from Vigna umbellata (rice bean), 2721 nucleotides. RefSeq names its product ETHYLENE-INSENSITIVE3-like 3 (gene EIL3). Gene Ontology annotation, molecular function: DNA-binding transcription factor activity; DNA binding. The record is from RefSeq and is a predicted model, not a curated record. Lineage: Eukaryota; Viridiplantae; Streptophyta; Magnoliopsida; Fabales; Fabaceae. Gene Ontology annotation, cellular component: nucleus.